ACACAGAAACUGCCUCCCUUACUUCCAAAUAUCAAAAUGAAAUAUCAAAUAUUUAUCAAAACCAUCUCAGGGAUAGAAAACCUCUCCCUCUCCGUGUUACCCCACACUCCCACGCUUUUCGUACAACAGGAGGUGGAAAAGCGACUCCCCGCUGCUGUCGUGCCCAAGAGCUGUGUCUGCACGGCCGAUGGCCUCCCCGUCACCCGAUUCCCGAGCAUCAACGAAAUGAUGAGUGACUGUGAUUUCAUAAAUUUGCACGUCAGAGUGAAGGUGUGUGGUGGUAAGGGGGGUUUUGGGGCCUUGCUUCGAGCCCAGGGCAAGGCCAACCUGAAGACCCAGUCUAAGGACUACUACAAAACGUUAGAUGGCCGCGUCAUGAAGACGGUCAAACGUGCUGAAAGGUUGCAGAAAGUUAUAGAUGCGUUGCCAGAGCUAGAGAGAACUAAGUUGACUGACAAGAAGGAAAAAUUGAAAAAGGUGAUUGAAAGUAUCGAAAACCGAGGAAAGGCUGACCGCUUCGAUGAUGCCAAAUACUUGGAGCUGAUAGAGGCGAGUGUAAACGAAAUCAAAGUCAUUAUCGAGGCUGAUUCAGAAACGGAGGACUCAGACGACUGGGGAAGUGACUGGGAGAGUAGCGACCAGGAAGAGGGAUGUUCGAAGACCCAGGAGCCUGAAAAGAAAGCAAAACCGGUGUUUGAAUCGUUUUUUCAAGAUAUGUAAGAUCACAUAUUGUUUAUUGGUGUGUGAGAAGAAUACGUCUCCAUCGUUAUCGUGGGCUCUCCCUGCAGUCUGAAGGUCCACCUUCCCGGGUAGGCUUGUUUCUUGGCAUCUAACCUUUGGGGAGAAGUCCACUUGAGGUCCCUCGGAUCCCUCCACAGUGCUUAAAGAAUCUACCAAGCUCUUUCAAGGAAGUGUAGAGAAGGUAUAGUUGUUGAAGCAUUUUAUAAUACGACACUCGGCCAAUAUGCAAUCGUAUAUCUAAAAUCAAUGUACCCCUCAUUCAGGC
Molecule: messenger RNA, 1006 nt
Organism: Babjeviella inositovora NRRL Y-12698
Lineage: Eukaryota; Fungi; Ascomycota; Pichiomycetes; Serinales
Exons: 1
Coding region: 37-720 (227 amino acids)
Cellular component (GO): nucleus
Source: RefSeq, a predicted model, not a curated record